UCCACUUCACUCUGGUUUCUAUUCAGACGUCUUGCUGAGGCAUGAAGGCUUUUGACACAAAUGUUCGACAGGCAAACAUUUUUCAAAAGAGCCCUUCUUGGUGAAUCAGUAACCUAACAUCCAGCAUUGGUUUGUAAAAAGCUAUUUGGAAUUUCAAAGAUGUGGCUGAAUACCCACAAUUUGAUCUCAUGUUGCUUUGCAAUCUUAUUUUGCAUGGAAGAACUUGUCGCCUCUCAAAAUGUGUUUUGGCUAAAAGACUAUUCUGCAGGUGGGGAUUAUUCUAGGAAAGGCAAAGCCAAAAGAGCCCUGCCCAGGAGAAGUUACUGUGGACUACGUGGCUGCUGUCCAGGCAGAGACGAUGACUGCACAGUUCCCUACUAUGCCAGAAAUGCCACCUGCUACUGUGACAGUUUCUGUUCUUCAGACCCUGUUGGCUCUAUAGACUGCUGCCCUGAUUUCUGGACUGUCUGCCACCAGCAGUCUCCUCAACACCCAACUCCUGCAGACAUACGAAUAUCUCCAGCACCACAAGUGGGUUGCUUCACAGAUGAACAACAUCAUGGAGAAGGAGCAAUAUUUAGAGACAACUGCAACUCCUGCAAAUGUGUAAACAGCAAUUGGAAAUGUUCAUCUGAAACAUGCCUGGUGCGACCCAGCUUAAUUAAGCAAAUCAAUGAGGGAAAUUAUGGAUGGAAAGCUCACAACUACAGCCAGUUUUGGGGGAUGAGCUUGAAAGAAGGCUAUAAUUCUCGCCUUGGCACACUCCCUCCGCCUGCUGCCCUGUUGGACAUGAAACCAGUCACGGAAAAUAUAAUCGCAGAAGAUGACUUCCCUGAAUUUUUUGUGGCCUGGCAUGAGUGGCCAGGUUGGAUUCAUGACCCAUUGGAUCAAAGAAACUGCGCCGCAUCCUGGGCCUUUUCAACUGCAAGUGUUGCUGCGGAUAGGAUUGCAAUUCAUUCCAAAGGUCGUUUCACAGACAACCUUUCCCCUCAACAUUUGAUCUCUUGUGACACCCGGAAUCAAUACGGAUGCAAAGGAGGAAGCAUAAUGGGUGCUUGGUCUUAUCUCAAGAAAUAUGGGCUGGUGUCCCAAGCUUGCUAUCCUUUGUUCUGGAACCACAUUCACCAAAGUUCUUGUGAAAUGUCAAGUGUCUUUGAUGCUGAAGGGAAAAGGGAAGCCAUUCAACCUUGUCCAAAUCGCUGGGAACCAUCCAACCGUAUUUAUCAGUGUGGGUUGCCCUACAGAAUCUCUUCACAGGAAGCUGAUAUAAUGAAAGAAAUUAAAGAAAAUGGACCAGUGCAAGCUGUCAUGCAAAUAUAUGAUGAUUUCUUCCUUUACAAGAGUGGGAUUUAUAAACAUAUUUGGAGUCUAGAAGGAAAAACACAGAACAAUCAUCAGAAGAAGCCUCACUCUGUCAAAAUUGUCGGGUGGGGCGCAUUACGUGAUGCUGAUGGACAAAGGCAGAAAUUUUGGAUUGCUGCAAAUUCCUGGGGGAAUUCCUGGGGAGAAAAUGGCUACUUCAUGAUUUUACGUGGACAAAACGAAUGUGAUAUUGAAAAAGUGGUCAUAGCUAGCAAGUGUUACCUUUAAGAAGUAUUUUU
Messenger RNA from Anolis sagrei ordinatus, 1601 nucleotides. RefSeq names its product tubulointerstitial nephritis antigen (gene TINAG). Gene Ontology annotation, molecular function: cysteine-type peptidase activity. NCBI's taxonomy places the organism in Eukaryota, Metazoa, Chordata, Lepidosauria, Squamata, Anolidae. Gene Ontology annotation, cellular component: lysosome. The record is from RefSeq and is a predicted model, not a curated record. Gene Ontology annotation, biological process: proteolysis.